Molecule: messenger RNA, 818 nt
Organism: Clunio marinus
Lineage: Eukaryota; Metazoa; Arthropoda; Insecta; Diptera; Chironomidae
Source: the annotation of a GenBank genome assembly
UCGCGAUUAUUCAUUCAUAUCGAAAGAGAUUUAAAAUUCCAAGUUCUAACUAGAUCUUCAUUGUUUGUAGCUUGCUGACACAUGUCACCAGUUCAUUGACACAAAUUACUAUUUUUUUAUAAUCACGCGAUUUAGUAAAUAAUGCAGUCGGACAAUCGCUUUAAUUGGCAAACAAAAAAAUUGACAUAUUUCAUAGAAUGCUCUAAAAAUUGUUAAACAUCGGGGAAAAAGAACUCACUCAUAAGUGGAAAACAUCCGGUGAAAUCAAUGAGCAUAAACCGGAGAGUCUCGAGUCAAAAAUCAUCAUUUGAUGUUUUGCGCGAGCGCAAGUGUCAUUAUGUUGAUGUUAAACUUUCGUGAAAUAUAAUCCCCAUUUAAUAAGCAACGAUGCUGUUGUUGAUAAUAAAAGUAGAAGCUCAGAUUAUUAAAAGUAUCACGCUAUGCUGAAGCGCUGUUGCUAAGAAUUCAAUCGCUCAACGAGAUGAUUAAACUAUCAAUGCGUAAAAUUUAAAUUGAAAAUUCAUAAAAAUUAUUAUUAGUGCACAUAACAAAUCGAGAACUCUCAAGUGAAGGCAGACUCGUCGUUCAUAAUGAAAAUGUUUUUGACCUAUGAUGAUGUGUUUUCCGUAGAUAUCGUAGAAUAUUUUUUCCCUGUAAACAAAACUUAUGAAACAACAAGCUGGGUACACAAUAAAGCACAUUAAACUUAAUACAGGUGCAACAAACAUCAAUUACCUAUUAUUUUGUGUUUCCUUUAUGCCUGGGAAUGAUCAAUAAAUUAGGUUAAACGAUUUUUGACGAAUCAUGUUGGAUCAAAC